Molecule: messenger RNA, 875 nt
Organism: Branchiostoma belcheri (Belcher's lancelet)
Lineage: Eukaryota; Metazoa; Chordata; Leptocardii; Amphioxiformes; Branchiostomatidae
Exons: 8
Coding region: 152-847 (231 amino acids)
Source: RefSeq, a predicted model, not a curated record
UAAACGCCCUACUGGUCGUGCGUUGUGCAGUUAUAUAACAACCUCCCCAACAGCUCUGCGUAUCUGACAGCUCAAAACCUCGCACGCAAGGCGACAGAAGGAUCUACCAAGCUUGCUGAGCAUCUACGGGCGGUUGAGAAGAUCGACAGAAAUGGCCAACACGUUACGUUCUACCCUCCUGAUCACUGCAGCACUCGUGGUACUGCUGGCUUUCUUUGGCACAGCCUCGGCGCAAACAACUGCAGCCCCGACCACUCCCGCCGUGACGGGGGCCGCUACAAACAGCACCGACAUGCGUUACGAAGUCGUGCUGGUGUACGAGUCAAUUUCCAUCUGGACCACCAUCCUCAUGCUGACCAUUCUUGUGGCAGACGCGUGCAUGAGCUACAGCGUGGUGAUGCAUGUGGCGAGUAUCGGGCCGCUCUUCAACAUGCUGCUAGCCGGGGCGGCGCUCACUAUGGCACCGCUACUCGGAGGAGACAGCAAGCAAGGGGGAUUUAUGGUCAUUAUGAUCCAGAGCAGCGUCGUGGCCGUGCUGAGCUUCUUCGCCGCCUUUGCUGGAUUCAAGUCAAAGAAGGAUACUGCUGACCCCGAAAAGCGCCUCCUACCGGUUGGCACCAUCUCCCUGUUGCUGACCUGUGGACUCAUGCCCGCCAUCGCAGGGACCUGCAUCUCAGCACUCAGCGUGGCAGAAGGUUACCAGUGGCCCGGCAUUAUCAUGGGCAGCAUCUGUAUCGGGCUGAUGACCUCCAUCAUGAUCUGGUACAUCACCCGUGUCUCGACCAAAAACAGGGUCGCCAAAGUUGCUGAGACUUCGAAUGAUGUCAGCAUGGCGGCCAAGUACUGAGUGAGCCAAGAAGGUGGAAAAGAGACGU